Capsicum annuum is the source of this 1411-nucleotide messenger RNA. RefSeq names its product probable carboxylesterase 12. The record is from RefSeq and is a predicted model, not a curated record. Gene Ontology annotation, molecular function: hydrolase activity. Lineage: Eukaryota; Viridiplantae; Streptophyta; Magnoliopsida; Solanales; Solanaceae. The transcript has a single exon. The coding region runs from base 65 to 985 and encodes 306 amino acids.
AAAAUUCAUAACUCCUACUCUAUAUGAUGGUGGAAAUUCUACUUGGUACUCUCAAAAUGAAAUCAUGGUUUCAACCCCAGCAGAUGAAAUAGCUCAUGAUUUCCCCCCCUUCUUUCGUGUCUACAAAGAUGGCAGAGUAGAAAGAUUUCAUAAUUAUGUCUAUGUCCUUCCAUCAGAUGAUCCCAAUACUGGGGUACGAUCAAAGGACGUGAACAACAAUUCAGCCCGCCUUUAUCUUCCCAAAAUAACCGAAAAUAAUCAAAAGUUUCCUCUCCUUAUUUACAUACAUGGUGGUGGAUUUUCAAUUGAAUCAGCCUUUUCAACAGGACAUGACAAGUACCUACACUCUAUUGUUACUAAGGCCAACGUGGUUGCCAUAUCCGUCGAUUAUAGACUAGCCCCAGAACACCCUUUACCUAUAUGCUAUGAUGAUUCUUGGGCCGUCAUAAAAUGGGCUGCUUUACAUGUUGAAAUGUCCGACCAUCUCAUAACGGAACCAUGGCUUAAGGAUCACGUUGAUUUUUCGCGUGUUUUCUUGGCUGGUGACAGUGCGGGUGCAAAUAUUGUCCAUGACAUGAUGGUUCGAGCAAGUGCUAGUGAAAAGCCACUAGGGGAUGGUUUUAAGAUUGUUGGUAUGGCAUUAAUACAUCUCUUUUUCGGUAACGAUGAACCUGAUGAGUAUUGUUCGUUUGUUUUUCCAGGAUGUACAGGACUUGAUGAUCCGAGGUUAAAUCCAGCACUUCAUUUUAGGUUAUUGUCUAGUCUUAUUUGUCUAAAGAUUUUGAUUUUUACAGCAGAGAAAGAUGUCAUGAGAGGAAGGAGUUUGGCUUAUUAUGAUGCACUGAAGAAGAGUGGAUGGAAAGGUGAGGUGGAGAUUAUGGAAACACAAGGGGAGGAUCAUGUUUUUCAUUUGCUUGAACCAACUUGUGAGAAAGCUGGUGUAUUGAUGAAAAGGCUAGUUGACUUCUUUAAUGAGAAGAUAUAAAAAAACUCUGAGUAACUCAUCUAGUACGAUCAAAUUUGUUACGAUUCCCUCCAAUUUUACAGGGUUUUUAUUAUCUCCUAACUUAAUUUUAGUGCAUUUUUGUCACACUUUUUAGUUGACAUGACACAUUUGAUGUAGAUUUUAUUUUUACGUAAUAAAACUAUCAUGUCAGCACAAAAGGAUGACAAAAAUAUGUUAAAAUUGAGUUCAGGAAUAAUGAGUUUUAUGUGAAGUUAGAGUGUGUCAUAGAAACUUUGAACAUUGCUCGAAGGGUACUGGAUACUUAUCUCAAAAAAAAAAAAAAAAUUAAAAAUAAAUUAUUUUCACGUUUGGUAGUAUUAAGGCUUAUGGUUAUUUCUUGUUGUGUGUUAACGUCUCUCCAGUGUUCCAUUCCACACAUAAUGAAAACUUUUAGUGUUCAUUUUA